AUGGUAAGACUCACUUACGAUAGCGGCGACACGUCUGGGAAUGCGCCACGUCUACGGUCCGACUUUGGAAAUGAUCAUGCACACAAUGGAUUCCGGACUAGGUGCGUUCCUCUAAGUCUUUCUACGAAUAUGACCAAGUUGCGAAAACAAGGUCAAACAACUUAUAUACGACAGGAGACUGCGACCACACAAGAGGCCACAGCAUCUUGGUCUACAUAUCUUCUAAUAAAUAAGGUUUGCACAUUCAAAACGAAUAAAUACCAAGUAAGAUGA
Molecule: messenger RNA, 273 nt
Organism: Protopolystoma xenopodis
Lineage: Eukaryota; Metazoa; Platyhelminthes; Monogenea; Polystomatidea; Polystomatidae
Source: the annotation of a GenBank genome assembly